UGCAUCCUAAACUAUCUCUGGUGCUUUUUCCUUGCUUGUAGGGUAAGGACUUGUUAACCCAGAAGAUCCCAGUGUGGCAGCAGGCCUGUUCAGACCCCAACAAGCUGCCCGACAGGGCCAUGCUGCUCGCCCAGCAGAUGAGUUCUGGAUCUGGCACCCUUCUCUCCAGCCCUCUGCACUCCUCCAAGGGAAACCUGGUCAUCUCAGAUCCCAUUCCUGGAGCACAACCACUGCCUGUGCCCCCCGAACUAGCUGCCUUCAUGGGAAGUGGCCUGGGCCAUCAGGGGCGGCUAAUGGGUCCUGAUGGCAUGUCCCUGGUGAACGGGACAACGGGGGUCCAUGGAGAUGACUACUGGACGGAGGGCGGGGUCUCUCAGGGAAGACCACCCUCUCCACAGAAUCAGUCUCAAACACAGAGCCAGCCCCAGAGACAGGUCAGCGACGUCUAUUCUAACACCCUGCCCGUCCGCAGGCCCCAGCCUGCUAAAAACAAGACCACUGUGGGAGAGACACGGACUCUGCCCAGGUCAAGUUCCAUGGCGGCUGGUCUGGAGAAGAACGGACGUUCUCGUGUACAGGCCAUUUUCUCCCACGCGGCCGGAGACAACAGCACCCUUCUGAGCUUCACUGAGGGAGACAUCAUCACCCUGCUGGUGCCAGAGGCUCGGGACGGCUGGCACUAUGGGGAGAAUGAGAAAAACAAGAUGCGUGGCUGGUUUCCUUUUUCCUACACUCGAGUGCUGCCUGACAGUGACAGCGAGAAGUUAAGAGUCAAUCUUCACCAUGGGAAGAGCAGCAGCACAGGAAACCUGCUGGAGAGAGAGGACAUGUCCUUGCCUAUGCCUGACUAUGGUCUGACUGCCCGACUGUUGGCACAGAGCCUAACACAGACUCGACCACGUCCCUACAGCAUGGCAGGCUUCGCACAGCCAGCGCUAGAGGAUUAUGACAGUCAGUUUGCCACAAGUUCCGAUGGCAAAUUGAUUUCGACAGUGUGAACACAGACAGACUAUCAGACACAGAUCCGGAUAGCACAGGGGCCACGCCCCUACUUCCCUUAGCCCCUCCCCUUUUAAGCUCUGCCUCCACACACCUCCUCCUCCAAUGGAAGGGGCCAGUCUCAUCCCUCCUUUCUGUCCUCUCUUCCUCCCUGCGUCUUGCCGGGGUGAUAGUGGUGGUCGCGUGUGGUGGGUCGGGGGGGAACUCUGAGAAGAACGACCGGAACGCAGUCCAACUGCUCGCCUCGCUGCUUUACGGACUCUGAUUCGCCUGUAGUGACGCCGCUAUGACAUCGCUGUGGACUCCAAAGAGACUGCUUACCACUUCCCGUCUUUCAUGCAUGAGCACAAGUUUUGCUAUAUGGUUGUUUUUUUAAAAUGACAUCCUCAUGUAAAAGUGCCAAAAGAAAAGCUAAUUUGGUCUUUUGGAGCAGCUCUCCUCAUUCCGAAGCUCUUGCUGAGUGUUUUUCUAAGCAGAUGUAAUGGGAGCCUCAUGCCAAAUGAGGAAUGUUUUUUGGUUUUUUUUGUUCUUCUUUGUGGUUUAGCUGUGCAGAGUGUACUCUCUCUCUCUCUCUCUCUGUGUUUUUGAAGAGCAUUUGCAUUUUGUGAAUCCCUCAUGUAUUACCUGGUGCUCCUCUGGUCCAGAGGCUGUGUCGCUUUGUGCCGCAACAAGCUUAGAUUUUCCUCCGAUUCACCCACGAAAUUGGAAUGAUUGGAAGGAAAAUAAAAAUUUUCCCUCAUUAAAUAAGUGCCAAAUGAGAGUGGACCUAUGAAACUGGAGUGAAGGUCGCAUGAGCUUCAAAAUCCUCGGGUGGGACUGUGCUGUUCGUCCAGACCAGCACGUGUCCACUCACCCUACAUGCAUGAAAGAAAAGUGCUCUGAGCAGAAACCUUUUCCCCCCAAAAAAAUCCCGUUAUCCUGUCUCAGACACCUUGAAGUAUGGGGUCAGAAUAGUAUCAAAAUUAAUAUUUUGACGGUAUGAUUUUACAAAUGUGUGACAUAAUUCACAAAAUUUGUUUCAAAUAUUCCUUUGAACGGUGUAUUCACAAAUGUUUAAACUCGUGAACUGAUGGAUAACAUUGAAUGUAUUAUUUUCUGAGAGGUUUUGAGCGAAAAAUAAAUUUUGGCAAAAAUACUAAAAUUCACUUUUUUGGUAAAAUAGUGCUUGAGAGGUUUUGAUUCA
Molecule: messenger RNA, 2182 nt
Organism: Sinocyclocheilus grahami
Lineage: Eukaryota; Metazoa; Chordata; Actinopteri; Cypriniformes; Cyprinidae
Product: brain-specific angiogenesis inhibitor 1-associated protein 2-like
Exons: 7
Coding region: 120-998 (292 amino acids)
Biological process (GO): actin filament bundle assembly; actin crosslink formation; positive regulation of actin filament polymerization
Cellular component (GO): cytosol; nucleoplasm
Molecular function (GO): protein binding
Source: RefSeq, a predicted model, not a curated record